AUGUCUAUUGGGUCUUCUACCAGCAGCGACAGCUCUACGAGUUUGGAAGACAAUGACACCAACAAGCUGAAGGGCUGUUUGCUGCGUGCCGAAAGAGAAUUGUUUCGCUUCUUCAGUCUGCCUCUUCCAAUAGAGCAUCAGCAGCAAUACGAUCGUUACAAUAAUCAUAACAAGUCAAGUCCACCACUGGUCAAUGACCAAAAUGAUGAUGAGGACACAAAAAACAAGAAGAAGAAAUGGUGGCGUCGCAGCAAUAAAGCACACCAACAAGAAGAAGCACCGCCUCCUCCUCCUAUCGACUUUGUAGAACAACAACAAUACACUCGCGUCAGUCAAACGACACCCAACUAUCCGGUACCACCGCAUCCUUCCACAUGGCCGCAACGUCCCGUCUUUAUUCGUGCGUCUCCCGGGACAUCGACCCAUAUUGUGGGAGUCCGUGGUUUGCCCGACGACUUUUGUGAGAAGCAUCCCGACUUGGUCCCCGUCAAUUCCGGCAGCGAACCUCCCGGACACUGUCUCAUUGUCGAUUUUGUCUCGAAACACAUGGUGGGGUCACUGCUCAUUCGAGUGCGGGGAGUGCCGUCUCUGGUACACAACAAUACUACUACUACCAAUGCCAAAAAGGACUACUUUGGAACGCGACAACGAACCUUUCAGGGAGUCAUUCGAGGACGCUUUCGACAUUCCCAGCCCGUCUACGACUGUUUGUCGGGACAAACCUUUCGACGACCGGCCGGGAAAUUGCCACCCAAUUGGAUCAUCAAAGCCUUUCAAGCUCUGUUGGCACGCUUGGCGCCACAAUCCUCGUUGGAACUAUUUGGACCCAAACCACGCUCAUUGGCACCACUCAUUAGCACCACACAAACCAUUCUAGUCACGCCACUCAAAAGUAAUAAUGAUACGACAACCACCAACACAACCACAACCAAUAAGGAGCAACAAGAUCAAGGACUCGUCUGCCACGAUGGACAGUUCUUUUACGACAGCAUUUACGAUGAUCACAUUAAUCAUUGCUAUGCUUCCAAUGACGCUGCCACUAUGGAACAAGAAUUCCAGGAACCCCAUGCCACACACCCACACAGUAUGAUUCAUGAAGCGACACAAGCAUUGGCUCCAGACGAUAUUGUCCCCGUGGCGCCUCCCACAAAAGAUGACACCAAUAAGAAUCGAAAGUUUCGAAAACGAUACUUUAACAAAUUGCUCAGCAAAUCGAAACGAACACAACGGCAGGAAGAGAAAAAGCAUGCUCACGACGAACAACACCAUGAUCAUCAUCAUGACGAGUCGUUUGACUUUUCACAUCAUCACUUGCCCGAGUUUGCCUUUUCAACCGACAAGGAGUAUACCUUUGAAUUCUACGAAAACUUGGUCAUGUUUGAAAAUCCACAAAAAGAAUUUGCCAUGAAUCUACGGCUGCCGCUAUUGCGGCAUAUCCCCAUUGCUCCCACCACCGAUGGACAACCCAUACAAAUGAUGUGUGCCAUAAGAAAACAACAACAACAACAACAACAACAACAACAGCGGCACAACGAAGAGGGUGAUGACGAGGAGAGUGUGGCAGGAUGGGACGAUGAGUUGGAGUACCUGUGGGCCUUUGAGGUAUGGCAUGAAUCACUCUACGAGUACGCCUGCAAGGCACAUGGGAUACCCGUGGAUGGAUGA
Seminavis robusta is the source of this 1665-nucleotide messenger RNA. NCBI's taxonomy places the organism in Eukaryota, Bacillariophyta, Bacillariophyceae, Naviculales, Naviculaceae. The record is from the annotation of a GenBank genome assembly.